Messenger RNA from Linum trigynum, 2767 nucleotides. The record is from the annotation of a GenBank genome assembly. Lineage: Eukaryota; Viridiplantae; Streptophyta; Magnoliopsida; Malpighiales; Linaceae.
AAACAGGUAAGUAAAAUCGUAAAACUUUAGGCCCCGUUUAGUAUUGUUGCUUGUUUUUGUUUUCUAUUGUGUUUUUAAGAAUUGGAGAAAUCAAGGAGAAAAAACAUGUUUAGUUGGGUUUCUAUUUCUGUUGCGAAUCAGAUUCACACAACCAGGCCCAAAUUGAAGAAACAACAAUUUAUUGCUUUGGAUAUGAUUUCUAAACAUGUUUCAGGCGAGAUUCCUACUGGUUGGGACUCUAAUUUCAUUAAACCAGCCCUAAGUUCGAGUCUCAUCUUAAACAAAUAUAUAUUGCCAUAUAUAUAUGGCAAAGGCUAGCGUACGUCAGCGUACGCUGUACGCCUGUGUUCACACUUGAUUUUUGCACUUUAAUAUAUUUCGCUGAAUCAGAACCAUCGAUUAUUAUUUUUUAGAUUAAAUGAAUCUCGUGGCUUGGGUUAGAGAAUUAGGGACUGGGGUUUAUCCAUUAGAGGUUAGGGUAUAGUAUCAUGCCCCAAAUUUCGGUUAAUUCUUGCUCUAAAUAGUAAAACUCGACGGGCGUACAAUGUACGACUGACGUACGCUAGCCUGAACCAUAUAUAUAUAUAUAUAUAUAUAUAUAUAUAUAUAUCCCCAACCCCACCCCAAACCAUAAAUCGGCCAACCAUCUCCUCAUUAUAGCCAAGUCGUCGCCCAGGUAUUCCCUCCCUCUCAACUUCUUCCUCUCGAGAGGAAGGUCGAUGACCGCUCCCUUCUUGUCGCCCAGCCUCGCACUGCCACUCCCUGCCACCGACCCUCUCCCUCAACGACCACUUCUUCCUCUCCACUCGCCCCUCCCCUGUCAGCGGCCUCUUCCAAUCCUCCGUCUCCCUCUAUGCUCGUCGCCUUCUUGUUUACCUCCUGAGUCUUCCAAGCUAGAGGACCAGCAAAAGUCAGGAGCUUCCCAAUGAUAUGCUCAUUCCUCGGCGCUAUCAAUGUCAAUCGAGCUAUGUCCUAUCAACAUCCAAACGUCAGGAGCUUCCCAAUGAUCUGCUCAUUCCUCAGCGCUAGGGGUGAUAAAACGGUUGGCGGUUUUUGGUUGACCGCCUAACCAAACCGAAAAUUACGGUUAGUCGGCUAACCGAUAACCGCUAUUUGUAUUCGGUUGGCGGUUUCGGUUGGAGGAAAUCCUCUUAUUCGGAAAUAGAUCGGUUGUCGGCUAUAACCGAAACCGCUGGCGAUGCACCGCCUAACCGCGCUGUCACCAAAAUGUAAGUCGUCUCCUCCCCACUACAGCACUCCCCCUACCCAUCUCUCUCCCUUGCUCUCCUUCCCCUCCACCAUUCUCAACCUCUAAAUGGAGAUAAAAUUACAAUUGUCCCUGAUUCACUCUCUCUCCCUGCAAAUCAAUCGUUCCCCCUUCCUCUCUCUCUCUCUCUCUCUCUCUCUCUCUCUCUCUCUCAAAUAGCAGAUCUAGAGAUCCGCUCUCUUCCUCUUCCUUCAAAUCAAUCCUUCCUCCCAUCAUCAUCUCUUCCUACGAUUGGGCAUCAAAGACAAAGCUAGAGGAGAGAACGUGUGUUGGGCAGCAUGCAGCUUUCCCGAUCUAAUUCAACCGCCGCCCUCCACAUCUAAGUCAACCGGCCUCCGAAUCUGGGAACGAGAAAGCCUCCUCGUCGUCGCCGCCCUCAGUUACCUCCUCAAAUCCCCUCGUCGGCGUCGAUUGCCAACUCACUGUCCUCCAGCAGAGUGAGAAAUCCGGCCAAAUCCAGGACCUGCUCCGUGCAAGUUCAGCGCUGGUAGCCGUGCAUGUUACUUCCCCUGAAGUUUAUGUUGAUUUUUUUUUGUUGAUUUGGAGUGGGUAGAGGAGGCCAUAGAGGCAGAGAGGUGGAGAUUGGGAUUUGAGAAUGGAGAGGAGAGACGUAGAGAGAGAUCUGGUUUUUUUGGAGAGAGGGAAGGGUAGUAGAGAUGGGAAAGAAGGAUCGAGAAUGUGGGCUGGGGAAUGGGGACGAGCAAAUUCUUUUUAUUUUUUCUCGUUUAUUUCGGUUAAAGGUUAACCGACUCACCGAACCGAUGGUUACGGUUGGCGGUUUCGGCUAACCGAUUGCUUAAUCGGUGGCGGUUUCGGUUGCCUAUUUCAGCCACUUAUUGGUGGCGGUUAAUCGACAAAUCGGUUCGGUUAAACCGAAACCGCACCGAUUAUCAGGCCUACUCAGCGCUAUGAAUGUCGUCCAUCUUACUUGUAUGAACCCACACAAUUGUAUGGUGAUGUGAGGCAAUCCAGAGUCCUUGAGGAACUUCUUUGUGCAAUACUUGAUCUCCAAGAAUGGAACCUCAGGCUCGGGAUGCUUGUCACAAUUGUGGAUUGAAUAGAACACGUAUUUCUGCACUCCCAUUGCCCUCGCACAUUGUAUAAGCACAACUUUACCUUCCCAAUCCACCUAAACACUAGAACACUCAUGGAUUAGUGUUUUCGUUCACACCAAAGGGUCCAAUUCCCCAAUUUCCAUCAAUUAAUAAUAAGAUAUGGACUAUUUCAUGAAUAUGAAAAUUAUGAACAUGAAGAAGGUUCGACUUUUGGGGUUGAGCUAUCACUCACUGAGUUCAACGUCAGCUAUACAACAGCACGUCAGCUAUGUAGUAACUAAACGCGUUUUUGUUUCUUGUUGUCAGCUUUCAUGAUUUUUCAGAUUUAUCAACUAAACAAGUUUGUGUUUUCUAUUUUUUUUUCCUGUUGUGGUUGCACAUUUGUUUACACAGCACCACUGCAACCACAACAGCAACAAAAUGAUACUAAACGGGCCCUUAAAAU